AUGGCGUCACCACCAAGGACUUCCCUUCCUCCUCCUGCAACUGCAAGCUCAUCGACAAAAUACUUUUGCUCUAGUUACAUCUUCCCGGCCUCUACCCUUUGUUACUCACGUGGGUUGCUGCCAGCAUGGCUCCCAAAGCUCGCUUGGCCUCUUACAAUGUUUGCUGGAACUCAGGCUACUACGACCCUCGUAGCAUUCGACACCGUAGUGGCUGAUGGAGUCAACUUCAUCUCCCUGAGUGUAGGCGUCGUCUUCGUACCAUAUUACCUUGACACCAUCGCCAUUGCCGCUUUUAGAGCCUACGAUUCCGAGGUCUUCGUCUUUGCCUCAACUGGUAACGACGGUCUGGGUGCACUCUUUGUCACAAAUAUUGCUCCCUGGGUGACUACGAUAGGUGCCGCCCGUGCCUGCACCAUUGACAAGGAUUUUCCCGCCGAUGUCAAGCUGGGGAAUAGAAAAAUCAUACCUAGUGUAAAGUGUUUAUGGCGGGUCGGCUUUAACUCCGAGAGGGAGAGGCAGAGACGAAGGGGAGUUGCCGUGCUGAAUGGGUUGAAGAGGAAUGGUGGCUGGAGUGAAAACAAAACUUGUUGA
Messenger RNA from Juglans microcarpa x Juglans regia, 591 nucleotides. RefSeq names its product subtilisin-like protease SBT1.5. NCBI's taxonomy places the organism in Eukaryota, Viridiplantae, Streptophyta, Magnoliopsida, Fagales, Juglandaceae. Gene Ontology annotation, molecular function: serine-type endopeptidase activity. The transcript has a single exon. The record is from RefSeq and is a predicted model, not a curated record. The coding region runs from base 1 to 591 and encodes 196 amino acids. Gene Ontology annotation, biological process: proteolysis.